This is a messenger RNA of Guillardia theta CCMP2712, 900 nucleotides long. RefSeq lists its product as hypothetical. The transcript has 9 exons. The record is from RefSeq and is a predicted model, not a curated record. The coding region runs from base 1 to 900 and encodes 299 amino acids. Lineage: Eukaryota; Cryptophyceae; Pyrenomonadales; Geminigeraceae.
AUGCUGUGGUCAAAGAUUGCAAUGGCACCUCACUUCAGCUACAUGUCCAGUGCACUUUCACUCACCCCCUCAGUCAGGCUCGAAGGAUCUUACAAGACCUCAACCGGGUCGAUCAUCGAUCGCUACAUCGUGCCUCAGCGAGGAGUGAUUCCUGUGAGAUCUGUCAUCCCAGAGGUCCAGCAGUACCAGGUUCAUGGAACUGCUACAGUACCUGAGGUGAAGCAAGUUCAAGUUCCGCGUCAAAGAAUGGUGCAAGUGAAGGAGACUGUCAUGGUUCCCCAAACUCGGAUCAAGAUGGUUCCAGAAACCGUCAUGACCACCCAACAAGUCACGACGCAGAAGCCCGUCCGAACUGUCCAGACAAUGCAGAGAACAGUGAACAAGGUGGUCGAGGGCCAGAAGAUUGUUGAAUCUCAGCAGGUGCUGGAGUACGAGCGUCCAAAACUUAUCCAAGGUCGCUUCUUGGGGGUGAAGCAAACUACGCCACAAGAGGUGGAUCUCCGAUGGACUACUGAGUAUUACCAGCAAGAGUCGCACCGCCAGCAAGCAGUGACGUCUUCGGUUCCUUCAGUGUCAUACGUGCAAUCACCGAGCCGGGUGCAGUAUGUGACGAGGCCUGCAGUGACGCAGUACAUGACACAGUCAACGAUGCCCUAUGGCAUGGUGCAAUCUGCUCCUUAUGGGACGCAGCAACUCCUGGCCUCUUCCAGCCCUCCCAUCGCUCAGAAUGGUGAUUACGGAUUUCAGUACGGAAGUCAGAUGCCAUACCAACAGAUGCCGGAUGAGCACAGCGUGGGACCAGGCAGCAGCAGCAUGUAUGGAACUGUUCCCGGAUACUCCAGCUUCGACAACAAGCCACCUGCUUUCCAAUACACAGACGAGCACAUUGCUGAUGCAUGA